Pimephales promelas (fathead minnow) is the source of this 3527-nucleotide messenger RNA. Lineage: Eukaryota; Metazoa; Chordata; Actinopteri; Cypriniformes; Leuciscidae. The record is from RefSeq and is a predicted model, not a curated record.
CUACAUUUUGCGAACCGUCGUCAAAUAGAAGAAGAAGAAGACAAGCUAUGAAUCAUGGGAAUUGUAGUUCAAGUAAUGUCAUGUCUCUGCGCAUUCAGCAGAAGCUACACAGACCUCUCCUGUAAUUUCCAUCCCAGCAUGCGCAACUGAUGAACACAUAUGGCGGAGAGCUAUGACUGAGGAUUUUGAUGAAGAAGUUGUGUUCGAGAACUCUCCGCUGUUCCAGUACUUGCAGGAUCUAGGACACACAGAUUUUGAGGCAUGUUCUCCCGUUUCUCAGGAGGAGGAGUCCGGCGCUGGUGGAGAGGAGGCACCGUUUCCUCAGGAUAUCCCCCCGUCUCACAAAAAGGGUGGUGUUUGGAGGCUGGUUGAUGCCCUGCGCAGUCUGAGUCCUCUGCAUCGAGACAGCGCCACCCGUUGGCAGGAGCAGCAGCUGGACGCUGCCUUCCGCCAGUAUUCUCUGCGCUGUCUGUUGUCUCAGGAUGUGCUGUUGCAGGAGGACAUCGAGCUGAUCGAGCUCCUGGAUCCGAGUGUGCUCUCUCUGGGCUCCACUGAUACUGUCUGCCCCAGUGCCAGCACUGCCGUCCCAGCGCCAUGCUACCUCUCGCCUCCCUCUCUAUGGGAUGUGUCCGUUUUGGUCGGGCUGCUAGCCGUCCUGCUGGGCCUGCGCUUUUCGUACCCUGACCACGAGCUGGCUCUGUGGUUGUGUGCCAUCCUGGUGUGUGUUAUGUGUGCCUGUCGCGGCCUGUCUCUAUGGCACAAGGCGGUUCUUCAGCGCCGCGUCCAGUCUCUGGCCGUCCAGCUGGAGGGUUUGGUGAACAACAGCCGAGCGCUGACCAGUCUCUCUCGCAAAUCUCUGCGUCUCAUGCAGGAGACGGAGGUCAUCUCACGAGGAUUCACACUAGCUGUCUCUUUCUCACCCCUCCAGAACUCUCCGCUGUUCCAGUACUUGCAGGAUCUAGGACACACAGAUUUUGAGGCAUGUUCUCCCGUUUCUCAGGAGGAGGAGUCCGGCGCUGGUGGAGAGGAGGCACCGUUUCCUCAGGAUAUCCCCCCGUCUCACAAAAAGGGUGGUGUUUGGAGGCUGGUUGAUGCCCUGCGCAGUCUGAGUCCUCUGCAUCGAGACAGCGCCACCCGUUGGCAGGAGCAGCAGCUGGACGCUGCCUUCCGCCAGUAUUCUCUGCGCUGUCUGUUGUCUCAGGAUGUGCUGUUGCAGGAGGACAUCGAGCUGAUCGAGCUCCUGGAUCCGAGUGUGCUCUCUCUGGGCUCCACUGAUACUGUCUGCCCCAGUGCCAGCACUGCCGUCCCAGCGCCAUGCUACCUCUCGCCUCCCUCUCUAUGGGAUGUGUCCGUUUUGGUCGGGCUGCUAGCCGUCCUGCUGGGCCUGCGCUUUUCGUACCCUGACCACGAGCUGGCUCUGUGGUUGUGUGCCAUCCUGGUGUGUGUUAUGUGUGCCUGUCGCGGCCUGUCUCUAUGGCACAAGGCGGUUCUUCAGCGCCGCGUCCAGUCUCUGGCCGUCCAGCUGGAGGGUUUGGUGAACAACAGCCGAGCGCUGACCAGUCUCUCUCGCAAAUCUCUGCGUCUCAUGCAGGAGACGGAGGUCAUCUCACGAGGAUUCACACUGGUGAGUGGCGCCUGUCCCUUCAACAGGGCGGGGCAUCUUCGGAGUCAGCAGCUGAUUGGUCUACGGAAAGCAGCCUAUCAGAGUCUUCGCUGCGCGUUCCGAGCCUCCCGCCUCGCCACGUGCAUUAUGCUCAAAUCAUUUCCACUGAACUCAGAGAUUGACAAUGUCACGAACUACGUGUCCACCGUGCCAAUCAGAGAGCUCGGUCUCGGUCUGGGGGUGGAGCAUCUUUCUGAUGAGCAAGCACAAGAACUGACCAAUGAUUUCAGCCUUCCUGCACUCAAGACGUUGUUCCAGCUGUGGGUCGGGCAGAGCUCCGAGUUUUUCCGGCGAUUGGCUCUGCUGCUGUCUCCGGGGAGGGAGGAGCUAGACUCCAGGCCCCGCCCCCUCACAUACAGCAGCGUCCCUUUGAUCACUGACUCCCUCCAUCACACCCUAGCCAGUUGCCUUGGUGAUCUGCAGCGCAGCUUCGAUUUCCACCGCUACUUCGAGACGCAGCACCAGUCGCUCCCCGCGGGAAGAAACGGACGGGCUCAACAGAAGUGUAGAGAGCUCAACUCUCUGCACACGUCUGUCCGCAGUUUACAACUUCACCUGAAAACACUCCUAAACGAGGUCAUAAUUCUGGAGGACGAUUUGGAAAAGUUAAUGGUUGCGAAAGAGACGGAGGAGAUGACGUGUGCGGGAUAUCAGGAGCUGAGAGAGCGUCUGCAGCUGCUGCAGCCACACAUGCAGGCCAGCACCUGCUGCUGGGACGACACACUCGCGCAGGUCGACCGCAUGCUACGACGGGUCUCCAGCCCCCCAGAGAGUUCGGAUCGGCCAGAGGAAACGGAUGCCCCAGAUCUCCCUCCUGCCGCCCCUAUUACACACAUACAGGACAGAGACCCUGUCCCUGAGGAACAGGAACUGGAAGCCUACGUGUCGGACUCGGACUCUGAGACGGAGUGGAGAGGGGCCGUGGACAUGCUGUCGCCAUGGGAACAGGAACGCCAACGUCAUGAACGCGAGGAGUCGAGACGCGUUUUACUCGAGCUGAAAUCCGUCCUGGGAAUCCGAACGUCAGACGGAGAGAGAGACAAGCGCAAGCUUCUGCUGUUCAGUGAUCAGGCUGCUCUGGCUCCGUUUGCUAAGGACACAUCAGAAACGGACACGAACUCUUUAGAGCCGCAUGUUUCAGUGGAGUCCAUGACCACCACAGGCAACCACGUGUCCCGACAAGGAGAGGAGGAUGAAAGCGAGCCGCGGACUGAAAUCCUGAGUGGGGCGGAAGAUUCUGUGACUGAGUUUUGCUGUGGAGAUUCUGAUGUAACCGGGGCAGCUAAAGACGCCAGUGAAGAGACCGCAGAGGAAACGCAUCUCUUCCAAUCAGACGGACUCGUAGACGACGAGCAUGACGGGACACACCCACUCACACCCCGAGUGCCCACCCUCUCUGUGAUCGACAGAUUGACUGAACUGCAUGGCUCGCAAGCGAUCAGUUUCAGCUCCGCACUGGCCGCCCAAGUAGCAGCUCGCUCGCAUACGUUCACACACAUGCAGGAAUGCACCUACGGGGACUCGGAGGAGGAAGGGGAAGUGACAUCACAGCAGACGAGAGAAAGCGAGGAGGACUGAACAAGGAGGAUAUUUAUUGUCAUCUUUUUGUUCGUAUUUAUUGAGCUUGAUUUCAGGACACAGACAUCAUUGGAUGUAACUGGUGUGUGUGCGUUUCUGUUUUAGAGUGUGUGUGUGUUGAGGAUUUUAUGUUCCAUGUGUUCCACUCUCCUCAUGACAGGCCUCAGGUACAGACUGGCACACGCUAGUACUCAAAAUAACAGAAUCAAAACUUAAACACAACUACAUGUCCUUGGUCGUCCCAGUUUUAUUCACACAAAAUAAAGAAUUUAAGUUCUUAAAAUGC